This is a messenger RNA of Drosophila arizonae, 785 nucleotides long. Its product is annotated as UPF0235 protein C15orf40 homolog. Lineage: Eukaryota; Metazoa; Arthropoda; Insecta; Diptera; Drosophilidae. The record is from RefSeq and is a predicted model, not a curated record. Gene Ontology annotation, cellular component: cytoplasm.
AAUCUAUAAAUCUAUGUAAAAGUUAAAGAAACCUAAUGCGACGCAUUCAUACAGCGGUCUACGUACACAUCAUGUCGAAGAACAAGGGAAAAGGCAAAGCAACGAGCAAGCCCGGUGAGGCGACCACACCACCAGUCUCCAAUACGCCGGUCACACUGGACAAGAGUGGCAACAUUGCUAUCAAAAUUCUGGCCAAGCCUGGCGCCAAACAGAAUGGCAUCACAGACAUUGGACUAGAAGGCGUUGGCGUACAAAUUGCAGCACCCCCCAGCGAAGGAGAAGCCAAUGCCGAACUGGUGAAAUUCCUGUCUAAAGUGUUGGGACUUCGCAAGAGCGAUGUAUCGCUCGACAAGGGCUCCCGUUCCCGCAAUAAAAUAAUACUCGUUAGCAAAGGCGUCACCACCGUGGAGGCUAUAGAACAAUCAUUGCGAAAAGAAUGUGAAUCAUAACCACACUUUGUAAAUAAACGACUAGAAAAAUACUUUUUUAUGCUUUAUUAUCGAUGCGAUCAUCCAAUCUUAUUACAUAUUCCAUUUAAUACCUAACGCAUAUGUAGUCUUUGUGUGUGUGUGUUUUUUUCUUCAUUACAUAAAUUACUUGGAUUCUAAAUUAGGAAUUUCUUAACGACAACUGCUCUUACAUAGUGAAUGUGUAAAUCCUAUUAUUACAUAUUUCUUGAAUUUUUUUUUUGAAUGAGUUAAGCGUAUUACUGUCGCAUAUAACGCGACACAACGUAAAUACAAAUUACAAAUGUCAACGAAACAUUAAAUAACUCUGCUGUCAAG